GGGUUCCGACGCUUCCGCUUCCGGGGUGGCAGCGGCGGGCGGCUGUGGAGGCCGGGAGGGCUCGGCGGCGGAGGUGCCUGGGCGCGAACUUGCCUCCCCGGGAGAAGCGGGAGCCGGAACGGCGCGAGUGGAGCUUCAGGUUGAAAUUAGAGGAGGAGAAGCAGCAAUACUGUGGCAGCUGUGCUAGGAGGACCUUGGCAUCCUAUCCCCAUCCUAAAGGGAGAUUUAGGUUUGGGGUGACUCAUCCACAAGAGCAGCACAGCCUGUAGCUUUCAUCAGCUUUUGACAGGGCUGGGGAAAUUUUCUGUGCGCAAAUUCUGGGCAUUCCCGACUCCAGAAAGAUGUCGUCAAAGUGGAAGGUAUUGGACGGGACCAACGCAGAAACAAUUUACUGAAAAAUCUUUGUAGUCGUAAAAUUCUUUCCUGGGCAAGAGAGAGAGAGAAAAGCAUAAGGACUUGGCGUAAAUCUACGUAUUGAGGACUGUCAGACUAACGCGAUGGCUCAGGCGAGUCUCCUGGCCUGCGAGGGACUCUCUGGGGUUUGCCUCGUGCCGACGGUUGCCAGCAAGAAGAUGAUGCCGAAGCAAAGCCCUAAGCAGGUGGAGAAUGGAGAAAGGGGUGCUCCAAACAUGCUGGGACAUCACCGCAAGGAAAGCGAGAAGUCGCGCAGCCGAAAGGAGGAGGAAGCGACAGAAGGGUCUCAACCCAAAAAGUCUCAUAAAAAGGUCAUGGUGAUUGAGCAGAACGGGUCCUUCCAGCUCCGAAUCCCCAAGAACUUUAUUUGCGAACACUGCUAUGGUGCGUUCCGGAGCAGCUACCAUCUCAAGAGGCACAUCCUCAUCCAUACAGGUGAGAAGCCAUUUGAGUGUGAUGUGUGUGACAUGCGCUUCAUCCAGAAAUACCACCUGGAGCGCCACAAGCGUGUGCACAGUGGGGAGAAGCCGUACCAGUGUGAGCGCUGCCUGCAGAGCUUCUCCAGGACAGACCGGCUGCUGAGACACAAACGAAUGUGCCAGGGUUGCCCGAGCAAAGCGUCUGACUCACAGCUGCUGCUUUAGGGGUAGGCCAGGAGAAAGGGGAAACGAGGAGGAGCUGCAAAGCAAACAGGAUUAUCUGUGGGUUAUUUUGUUCAUUUGUUGGGGGUGGGUUGGGGUUGUGCUUGUGUUUGCCUGCUGGGCCUCCCCCUAUGGAAGGGGGCAGAGCUGAGUGGGGGCACAGACUUUCAGACAAGGUCUUGGCACUGUAAAUAAGUUGAGGACAAACCAGGGCUGGCUUCCCAGCCCCUUGUGGUUGUGGAUAAACUUUGUCUGAGUUCCUGUUUUUUGUUGGAGUUAUCACCAUUUGCCUCAGGAAAGGCUUUGUGAGAACGGCUGAACCCUCCUGCAAGACCUGAUUAUGAUGUUCGAUGCUCUCGAUUGACAGAUCUGCCAGCUCUUGCCCAGCCUUUUGGGCUUGCGAAGGUGGGAGAAGGACAGACUAAUAAUCAUUUUUAAAAAUUAUUAUUAUUUUAAAAAGACAACAAUCAAGCACCAAACUGUUUUCACAGAGCUGAGAAGCAAAAGCUGUGGAUUUAAGAGACAGGUUAGCAACAGAAGGAUUUCGAUUCCAAGGGGUCGCACCAGAGCUUUGCCAUAUCAGGAGCCUGUCUCAUUAGAGCUUUUCCAGAAGGUCUACAGAGGUUUUUAUUCUCCUGCAGGAUCUGGAUCCCUUUCUCAACCCUCAGGUUUCAAGAAACAAGGGCUGGUGGGGUGAUGUGUGCUCCUGGGUACCAUAAAAGCCCACCUUUCAGGUGUUCACUACCAGCAAAAUGCAAGAGGAGAUGCUGAUGAUUGCUGGCUGGAGGGACGUGUCUGGCUACUUCCAGUGAGGAGGGGUGCUUCAGACCUUUUGCAGGAAACUUGGCUCUUGCUCCCCUUCCCUUGUAUAUAUAAAUAUAUAUAUAUAUAUCCUGUAUGUGUUCAGGAUCCACCCCAUUGAACUCCGCUUCAUGUACAAUUAGUAUCUUUAUCUGAUGGGAAUCCUUCCUCGCCCACCCCUCCAAAAAACCAGCAACGCCACGAGAGUCAGUGGUAGUCCACCGUUUCAAAGUGUUCCUCUGGCAGGAAGGGACUAUAAUCCAUCUUGUGCCAUGUGGAGGAAGAUGACAAGCAGCUGUACUCGAAGCUCACAACUAAACCAAGUCCAGGAUGCCCUUACUCCUUCAUAUUGGUUUCUGCUGCCUCGGCCAAAGUACUGCUAUCUCCUAUCUUAGGAAAGCCAUUGUCCGAGAGAAGCAAAGUCUCCAGUUGCUCUUGGCUGUCCCAGUUUUUUGCAGGCCUUAAUUGGAGAGUGGGGGGGAGGGGAGGCUCUUUUCAAAAGAUUCAGCCCGAUUCAGAAGAUGUGAUCCUGGCUGGUGCUGUCGUCACUGCUGGGUUGCAACAAACAGCAGCAAGUCUGCAAGGAAAGCAGGUGUCUGCAAAAUAUUGCCAUCGGUUUUGGUUCUCGCAGAGGGUUUGUGACUGCGUUGGGGUGUUGGGGGAGAGAGAACAGCCAGUUCAGAACUCUGCCAUUGGAACCCCCGUCUUGUGAAUGGACAUCUAUAUCUGAAAUCCUCCUGUGUCUUUUGUGCGAUAAACUCCUCUUACCCUUUCCCCAUUCUAGAGUUAACCUCUCCCAGGCUUCUGCAGGCUUCCGUUGGGUCCCAAUUCCCACUGAGACAUGCAUCAGUAGAGGACUGGCUUCCUCCAUGAGGUCAUGUUGCAGAGAGAGACAGCAAGCACUUUUGAAAGUUUAAAUGUCCUGCCAAUGCAACUGGAAAGGUUUGUAAAUAGAGGUGGAAUACUUUAGAUCAAGAAGGAUUUCUCCAAAAGUACAACAAUGCUCUAGUAGUAAGCGCUGCGUGCUACAGGCUCAAAAACACUUGUAAACUUGGAGAAAUCACCUGGUUGGUUUCUUUUUUAAGUGUUCUCUGUCAUUUCCCAAGUGGCUGUCUAAAAGGCAGUGUAGUUUCUUAGACUCCCUCAUCCUCUUGCAGUCAGCCUGAACUUUGGUUGGAGUGGCCAAUGGGAGAGUUUUGUGUGCUAUGCGGUUUGUUAACGCUGUGCUUGAUGGCACUGCAUUGCAGAGCCUACCCAGGAGUAGGCUGUCUUAAGUAGUAGAACAGAAAGCACUGUUGGAAAGGACUUCCAACACCAUUUGUUCUGUGCUUCUACAGAGCAGGUCAUAGGUCCAGCUUUCCUGGUGCAAGAUGAGGAUUAUGCAAAAUCAUAAUGGUGCUUCCAAGAUUUACUGGUUACUUUGGCUCUUGGGGCAGAGAUGGAAAGGGAGCUUUUUCAAGUUCCCCCUCUUGUGUGUGUUAGGAGAACCAGUGUUUCAUUCCCACUUCCUUUCAUUAGGUAAAUUGAACUCCCCCCCCCCUUAAAACCUAUAAUUAUUUCAGCCCCCUUUUACUCUGCACUUCAUUGUGCUGAUUGAUUUGUUAAGUGUAACUCUGGGAACUGUGGCUUGUUGUUUUGGUUGGGGCCAGCAAAAAGCAUUGUACUAAAGUGUUGACUCUUAGAAAAUAAUAACAAUUGAGCGAACGCGUGGCUUUGUGAUUUCGCUUUCCACAGAAGCAGUUAUGGGAUUGUGCAUUAGAAAAUGCUUGUAGAAAUACAGUAAGUUGGGAUUCUCUCCUGGCUUCCUCCUCUCUUGGGCCACAGUUCUAGGGCAAGAAGCACCAAGUGUUUUUAAAAAGGAAAAUAUCUUUCUCUAGCAGGAAACGCCUUUUCAUUGAACACUAGGCAAUGCUGUUCUGCUCUCUUCUGGUUAAUCCUCUGGCAUUAAUCCUUCAGUAAUUCAUUAAUGCCACUGCAUUGCAAAAAUGUACUCAGUGUUGCAGCUUAUUUCCCCAUUCAGCGCACUGAAAAUCAUCUGGUUCUCUUGAACAGACUUGAUGCCAGACCCCUUUGUGUGCCAAACAGGGCAAUGACCCAUCAUUGCUUCGAUCCCUCUGAAGCGCGUGUGGCUUUUUACAGCACAAAGCUAUUUGAGGCUUGGCAGGCUAGCGUGCCACCAAAUGAGCACUCUUCAGCCUGCUUGUUAACACUUGGCCAGUGCAGCCAGCCAUUGGGUUAGCUAUCAGUCCAGCUCCUCAUUGAGCUAGCUAGCAAAGAGAAAUGCUCGUUUCUGCUCAGGCAGAUGAAUGGCGAAUUGCAGAUUUGGAAAUGGCUUGCAUGAGCCGCUGUGUGGCACAUGAUCUUUGCUGUUGGGAUUCCUCUCAGAACCUGGCGAGAAGAAAGGAGGGUGCUGCUUGCUGCUGGUGUUAAAGGCAACAUAGCUAGCUGGGUGAGUGAGUGGGGAGGAGGGUGUUUCUACUUCCCAUUGCAGUCAUCUUCCUUGUACAGUUGACACAUGGCUUAGCUUGUGACUUAUUCACUAGUGCAAGUCACACUUCAAUGUACAGAAGUGUGGCCCGGCUCGGCUCUGAAGAUUAAUUUGUUUGCAAGGUGAGAUUGCUUGUCUUUGUAAAAGUAUCCGCUGUGUUCCUCAAGUAUCCUCUAAGGAAAAUAUUUAGGAGAGAAAUUGGCAGAACUUUCAGAUGCCUUCAAGGAACAAAAUGCUUUGGGAAGUCCUGGAAAAUGGGCUGUCGUGUUUUUAUGGGAGUAUAGGCAAUCUCUUCUGAGGGAGUCAGAAUUAUAUGGUAAGGAAAACCAUGGUUAAAGCUUUUUUCUUAGCUUUACGACUAAAGUGUGCAACAGGUGAUGUGCUUGAAUGUCCUAAAAGACAGAAUGCCUGCACGCAGCGAGUUACCAUGUCAGAGUGAAAAAGUAUGAAUGUGUAAAACACGCAACUUUCUCCUACCCUACCUGAAAUGGUAUUAUCCAGGAAAUGAUGCAUUGCAUGGCUAUGCUAGUGUGCGCAACAGACUUGGUUGUCGUCUUCUUGGAAGCGAUACUUAAAUGACACAAGAACCCUUCUCAAGUGAAUUGAUAGCAACACCCAGGAUGAGUGAAGUCUUGCAUUUUUCGUUGACGGAGGUGAAAUUGACUUAGGAACAGAA
Lacerta agilis (Sand lizard) is the source of this 5020-nucleotide messenger RNA. RefSeq names its product zinc finger protein 740 (gene ZNF740). Gene Ontology annotation, cellular component: nucleus. The transcript is spliced from 7 exons. NCBI's taxonomy places the organism in Eukaryota, Metazoa, Chordata, Lepidosauria, Squamata, Lacertidae. Gene Ontology annotation, molecular function: RNA polymerase II cis-regulatory region sequence-specific DNA binding; DNA-binding transcription factor activity, RNA polymerase II-specific. Bases 498 to 1058 code for a protein of 186 amino acids. Gene Ontology annotation, biological process: regulation of transcription by RNA polymerase II. The record is from RefSeq and is a predicted model, not a curated record.